AUGGCAGUCUUGUUCAGAGCUCUUCUUCUUCUUCUCCCUCUCCUAUUUGUCUCUGCGUUUGCCAGAAUUCCCUUCUUCGACCCAUUCAAUUCAUUUCUACCCAACCCCGGGUACAAUGAACCGUACCCUGAUGCCACGACCGAUGCACUUGAGAAACCAGAUGUCGAGACCAGCUUCCUCGGAGCUUGGAAGAUAGAUUCUGAGAAUGCCGGUGUCUCGGCCAUGCAUAUACAAUUGCUGCCAAACAAUAAGGCUGUUUGGUUUGACACCACCGAUCUCGGUCCUUCGGCGAUUAAAUUGCCUCCGGGACAGUGUCGUGUCGUUGAUGCUGAGAAGAACAUCGUGGAUUGCUGGGCUCAUGGUGUUGAAUAUGAUAUUGAGACUGCAAAUAUCAGGACGUUAAAGCCUGUUUACACAAAGGAGGUGGCAGCUAGGCGCCCCAUGCUGAGCGCCGAUAUUGUCGGCUUAAGAGAGUUGGAGACGCUGAAGUAUGGUGCCGCAGGUGCAGCUGUUAUGCUACGCUGCGCAAGAGGGGUUGUUGUACUGAUUACAAGUGAUACAUGGUGCUCAGCCGGAGGCCUCAGCCCCGACGGUGACUUAAUCAACGCUGGCGGUGCUAAUGGAGGUAUAAGAGGCCUUAGAAUGAUUGCUCCGUGCGAGGACUGUGAGUUCAAGGAAAACCCAGCUGCACUCUCUGCUGAAAGAUGGUAUUCCACUACACAAAAGCUAGAAGAUGGUAGAUUUGUGGUCGUCGGAGGUCGCUGGGCAAACAACUACGACAUCAUUCCACCAAACUCACUGAAUUUUCCGAUCAAGCAGAUUGGUCUUCCCUUCCUCGAAGACACCACGGAUGCCCAUGAGAACAAUCUCUACCCUUUCGUUUACCUUAUCCCCGAUGGAAACCUCUUCAUUUUCGCCAACAACCGGGCCAUCAUCAUCGACCCUAACACCGGAAAAACCGUCCGGGAGCUUCCGGUCUUGCCAGGUGGUGCCCGAAACUACCCGUCUUCCGGCAUGUCUGCCCUUCUUCCAAUAACCCUUAAUUCCAAAAACCCUAACGCCAUUGAUGUGGAAGUCUUGGUCUGUGGUGGGAAUAAACCCGAAGCUUAUCAACUCUCCAUGAACGAGCCGAGAAAGUUUUUGCCAGCACUGCAAGAUUGUGGCCGAAUAAGUGUCACCAAAAAAAAUGCUAAAUGGGAGAUAGAGGAGAUGCCAUCCCGACGAGUCAUGGGAGAUCUGCUGAUUCUUCCUACCGGAGAUCUUCUAAUGAUCAACGGUGCACAGGCCGGGACAGCGGCUUGGUUUCAAGCCGAUAUCCCGAACCUGACGCCGGUGAUUUACAGCCCCAGGAAGAAUAGAGGUGAAAGGAUGAAGGAACUUGAACCCACGACAAUUCCCAGAAUGUACCAUUCAUCAUCUGCGGUGUUACCAGAUGGGCAAGUUUUAGUUGCAGGCAGUAACACAAACCCUAAUUAUGACUUCAACGCCAAGUUUCCGACCGAAUUGAGAGUCGAAAAGUUUGCACCUCCUUACUUGGAUCCAGAACUCAAUUCAUACAGGCCAGAAAUCGUCGAAGAUUAUUCCGACAGUCAGUUGAAUUAUGGGCAGCAAUUCAAGCUUCAUAUCGUGUUUAAUUGGGAUCAAGUCGAGGAUUCAGAUAUUAAGGUGAUGAUGUUAUCGCCACCCUUCACAACACAUGGGUUUUCUCAGAAUCAGAGAAUGCUUGUUUUGGGAAAAACAAUGGUGACGAGAAUGCUAGUCAUGGCGGUGGCACCAUCAUCAGGAACACUUGCUCCUCCGGGCUACUAUCUGCUCUUCGUUGUUCAUCGUGGUGUGCCUAGCCGUGGAAUGUGGGUUAAGAUUCAGUAG
This is a messenger RNA of Ilex paraguariensis (yerba mate), 1869 nucleotides long. The record is from the annotation of a GenBank genome assembly. Lineage: Eukaryota; Viridiplantae; Streptophyta; Magnoliopsida; Aquifoliales; Aquifoliaceae.